AUUCCCAUUCCAUCACACGCAUCACGAGGCCGGAGACGAAGCAGAAUGUCUGCAGGAUGGAAUACCAUCGAGUCGGACGCGGGAGUCUUCACCUUCCUCAUCGAGAGCUUAGGCGUGAAGAACGUCCAGUUCGAUGAACUCCUCUCCCUCGACGCCGAAUCCCUACAACCCCUCAACCCCAUCGGCGUCAUCUUCCUCUUCAAAUACCCGACCGGCGAGAAACCUCAGCGCGACAAGCCUCUCGAUGGCGAGUUCGACUACUCCGCCCUAACCCCACAAGAAGAAGACGAGCCGGUCUGGUUCGCAGCACAGACAAUACAAAACGCAUGUGGCACACAAGCACUGCUCUCCGUCCUUCUCAAUAAAAACAAGGCCGACGACGGCGUAGAAAUCGGCGCGAAUCUCCAAGAGUUCAAGGACUUUACCUCCGCCUUCCCCUCAGAUCUCCGCGGCGAGGCACUCAGCAACUCGGACUUGAUCCGCGACACCCACAACUCUUUUGCGCGCUCCUCGCCUUUUGUAUCCGACGAGACGAAAGUCGCGACGGAAGACGACGAUGUCUAUCACUUCAUAGCGUACACCAGCAUCAACGACACCCUCUACGAACUCGACGGCCUACAGCCCGCGCCCAUUCGCCACGGCGACAAAGGCGCCUGUCCGCCGGAGAUAUUCGCCGACUCUGUGGUUCCGGUGUUACAGAGGCGGAUCGAGCGAUACCCGCAGACGGAGAUUCGCUUUAAUUUGCUCGCAAUGUGUGAGGAUCGGAGGAUUCAAGCGCGGGAAAUCGGUGAUCAGGAAACGCUGAUGAGGGAGGAGCAGAAGAGAAGGGAGUGGAGGUGGGAGAAUGCGCUGCGCAGACACAAUUUUGUGGGCUUCAUUGGGGAGGUUAUGAAGGGCGUGACGAGAGGGAAGGUGAAGGAUGGUGGGUAUGACAAGUGGAUUGAGGAUGCAAAGGCGACGACUACGAAGAGGAUGGAGGAGAGGCGAAACAAGGGGCAGGUUGGUGGGGAUGAAAUGGACGUGAGCUGAGUUGGCGGUGCUGGCUCGCCUUCUCCCCAUGCAUAGUGGGAUGUUGCUUCUCACAGUAGUGCUGGUCCCGGCCGCCCUGAGGACUUCUCUUGCUGAUGAGAGUCCUCGCACUCGGACUGCAGCACUCAUAUAGCUGUCCGAACCCGAACGAAUGCUACGUGACGAACACCAAUUCAAAUUAAACCAGCCAGUCUACAUCUUCGCUGUACUAACCUCACCAUUCUCUUCCUCGGUUUUCUAGUCGCUCGUAUUCGGACCUGUCAC
This is a messenger RNA of Neohortaea acidophila, 1293 nucleotides long. Its product is annotated as ubiquitin carboxyl-terminal hydrolase. The record is from RefSeq and is a predicted model, not a curated record. The transcript is spliced from 2 exons. The coding region runs from base 46 to 1029 and encodes 327 amino acids. Gene Ontology annotation, molecular function: cysteine-type deubiquitinase activity. Gene Ontology annotation, cellular component: cytoplasm. NCBI's taxonomy places the organism in Eukaryota, Fungi, Ascomycota, Dothideomycetes, Mycosphaerellales, Teratosphaeriaceae. Gene Ontology annotation, biological process: protein deubiquitination; ubiquitin-dependent protein catabolic process.